UCAAAUAACAAAAAAGAAAAAAAGAAAAAGAAAAAAAGAAAAAGAAAAAAAAAAGUAUAAAGUUCAACAAUUGCACUUGGCAAAGAAGAACAUCAACAACGGAACACAGAGAGAGAAAGAGACUCCUCAAAGCUUCACAGAGAUCGCAACGAACAACACAACACUCCGUACGAGCUUUCCCUAUUCUCUGUCAUCACUCAUCAGUUCUUCAGUUCAAGAAGGCUUGUUCUAGAACUGAUACCAGGGACACAAUUUGCUUGAUAUAGCACCAAGUUUUCAUCAACGUUGGUGUUGAGAAUCUUGAGAGUAAGGAGCAAUCCAUGUGCUAGAACAUACAGAAUUUUUGUAUAAAGCAGACUGUUCAUGGUUUCGGUCAUUUUCAUAGCAUAGUCCAAUCUUGGUGAAACAGCAUGGAGGAUAUUGAGUUGUUAGAUAUCAGUUGGGAGGACGUUGUCUGUCCCAUAUGCUUAGAUUUCCCUCAUAAUAGUGUGCUCCUUCAGUGUUCAUCUUAUGAAAAAGGAUGUCGUCCUUUUCUAUGUGACACGAACCAUCUGCACUCUAAUUGUUUGGAUCGUUUCAAAAGUGCUUGUGGUAUGUCAUCAUCUCCAGCACUUGAUGAAACUUCUGUAGAAAGUAAUGUUCCAGUGGUGCCGGAUGCUGCCAUAGAAAAUAAUGAGCAAGUGGCACCAGAUGGUCGAUGCAAGCUGAGUUGUCCAUUGUGUAGGGGUGAGGUUUCUGGGUGGAUUGUUGUUGACAAGGCUCGUUCGCAUCUUGAUGAGAAGAAACGUUGCUGUGAUGAGGUGAAAUGUAAAUUCAUGGGAAGUUACUUGGAGUUACAGCAACAUGCUCAACUUGAACAUCCUCAUGCCCGUCCGUCAAAAAUAGAUCCCGCUCAACAGCUUGAUUGGGAGAAUUUCCAACAGUCCUCUGAGAUUAUAGAUGUUUUGAGCACUAUUCAUUCAGAAACCCCGAGGGGCGUGGUUUUGGGAGAUUAUGUGAUUGAAUACGGGGAUGAUGAUUCUAGAGAUGAGUUUGAGGACUUCCCUGGAGAUGAUGGCAAUUGGUGGACCUCUUGUAUAUUGUAUCAAGUCUUUGACAACUUCAGAAGUUCAAGAAAUAGAAGGAGGGCAAGAGUAGGUGAUACCAGAAGGAGUAAUCGCCGUUUAAGUUAUGAUACUUCAAAUUCAGAUGAAGGUUCUGUUGUAUCCUUGGAGUACAAUGACUAUGGGCUAGAUGAGAUUGAUGAUGAUUUUGUUAGUACAAGGGGCCCCUCAAGGGGUAACCGUGGUUACGGCAGAUCGCAUAGGCGCCGAUCACGCUUCUUUGAUAAUUAGACUUCCUUCUGGCUUGAAAGAACGCAAUAAUGGUGAUAAGGAGCCUUUUUGAUCCAUUCCCUUUAAAGUUAGUUAUGAAAUUAAGGGAAAUGGAAGUAGUGGCAGGGGGCAUGGUGAGCAAUAACAAUUAUUAUGUGUUAAAACCAUGCAAAGAUUACUUUUUAGAUCAUCUUUUUGCACUUUGCACUGAGAUGUGCUAAGUUGGGAAACUUCUAUGAAUUUGACAGUUCCAUUUUGUCACAUAUUCAAAAAGUUUCUUUUAUGCUUUUAGCUUUGAAGUCACAUUUGUUUGCUGAAUCUAAGUGGAACACAGUUUGCUAGCUAGUGAUUAGGCUACAAUUCUGCCUCUUAACUAUAAUUUUUUAUUUUACUUUACCUCUUAUUUGUAUAUAUUCUCAAUUGAUUGUGGA
This is a messenger RNA of Arachis stenosperma, 1744 nucleotides long. RefSeq lists its product as uncharacterized. NCBI's taxonomy places the organism in Eukaryota, Viridiplantae, Streptophyta, Magnoliopsida, Fabales, Fabaceae. The transcript has 4 exons. The coding region runs from base 411 to 1334 and encodes 307 amino acids. The record is from RefSeq and is a predicted model, not a curated record.